AUGUCUGCUCUCCUCACCACCAUCGGCCUCCGUGCCGCCCCCGGCCAAACAGCCGCCAACCACGCCUCCGGCUUCUUGAUUGCCAACUGGGUGUGGGCUUUCUGCCUCAUGAGCAACCGCGGUGCCAAGGUCCGUCUUGGUAUCGAUAACAAUGUGUGCCCGCGGGAGGACUUGACCACCUUUGGCGAGGCAGCUGUCCAGGCUGGCAAAAUCAGUCGCAGCACACUCAACAAGCUGAAGCGUCGGGAGGCUGCCCAUGCGAAUGCCCAGGAGGGAUAUCCUUUGUUCGUGGCGGCGAUUUUGAUCUCGCUUUUCGCUGGUGUUCCCAACGAGACCAUCAACACCAUUGGCUUGUGGUAUACGAUUUCACGUGUGGCGUACAGUGUGCUCUACACAAAGAUCACCACGAAGCCUGCCAGCUUCCUGCGCUCGGUGGCUUGGUGGUCUGGCAACAUCAGCUGUAUUUAUGGCCUGAUCCAAGCCAGCAAGAAGCUAUAA
This is a messenger RNA of Penicillium brevicompactum, 498 nucleotides long. RefSeq names its product MAPEG family protein. The transcript is spliced from 3 exons. The record is from RefSeq and is a predicted model, not a curated record. Lineage: Eukaryota; Fungi; Ascomycota; Eurotiomycetes; Eurotiales; Aspergillaceae. Bases 1 to 498 code for a protein of 165 amino acids. Gene Ontology annotation, cellular component: membrane.